Molecule: messenger RNA, 1169 nt
Organism: Rhipicephalus microplus (southern cattle tick)
Lineage: Eukaryota; Metazoa; Arthropoda; Arachnida; Ixodida; Ixodidae
Product: venom metalloproteinase antarease TserMP_A
Biological process (GO): membrane protein ectodomain proteolysis
Molecular function (GO): metalloendopeptidase activity
Source: RefSeq, a predicted model, not a curated record
UAGAAGUACAUCGGAUUUCUGAUGCAUUCAGGUUGACAAUGUUACUUUUUGUUUUCGUUGUCUUCGCAAAUCUCGCUGUCAUCAGUUUUGCAGGAAGUCAAUUUUUGGUAUACCCGAGAAUUCUGAACGAGCGGACAACAGCUUCGCACCUCGUUCUACAGCUGAAUCAGGAUAUUACUCUCAACCUAAAAAGAAGUUCAGUGUUGGCGGACGAAUUACUGGUGGCCACGAGCACUCUUGAAGGAAAUCAACUGGAGUUGGUCAAUACGUCUGACAUUCAAGCUAGUUUGUACCAUGAUCUACACCAUCAAUCUUCUGUAAUCGUACGAGCAAGAGAUGGUGCAGCCGAAGUAGAAGGUAUCAUAAAUCACAAUCUAAGGAUAAAACCGGUUUCAGCAAGCAAACGUUCUCAGAGAGGUGAAAUACCUCAUCGGAUAUACGAGGUUGAAGAACCGAAGAACAUUCCCAUCACAAUGAGUAAUGGCAAUACUUGGCGAAAGAUUACAAAAAGAGCAUUAGACUUUGACCGGUUUGCUGUGGAGGUCCACGUGGUAUCAGACAGCGUGCACCAACAAAAUUUCGCAAAAACUCAGGAAUUAAUUGCGUACUUUGCAGUCCUGCUAAAUGGAGUCAAUUUAAGGUAUCUGGACAUGAGAGAGCCAAGAAUAAAGUUCAUGUUGGUCGGAAUAACCAGGAGCUUAAACGACGCUUAUGCCAAACAUCUUAAGCCCGGUAUUCUUGACAUGGAUAAAUCAUUGGAUGGCUUGUAUGACUAUUACGUAAAAGGCAAUAUACCUGGGAAACCUGACGUAGUGCACCUCGUUACAGGCCAAGACAUGGCCCGCUUUGAAAAUGGUGCCCUGGAUAGAGAUUAUACCGGACUUGCCUUUGGAGGCCCUCCCUGUACGAAGAGGGCCGUUUCCUUAAGCGAAGAUAUUGCCUCGUCAUACAAAGGCGUUUUUAUAAUGGCUCACGAACUGGGGCAUGUAAUGGGAUCACCUCACGAUGAAACCGAACAAUGUCCCUGGUCCGAAGGAUAUCUUAUGAGCUAUGUAGACGGAGGUGAAAAAUAUCAGCUUUCUCGGUGCAGUGAAAGAAGGAUUCGAGACAACCUAAAAUUCAUGCCUCGCAGAUGCGUGGGAAUAGUGUCGCAAUCAACCUACAUGUAC